Molecule: messenger RNA, 1029 nt
Organism: Dovyalis caffra
Lineage: Eukaryota; Viridiplantae; Streptophyta; Magnoliopsida; Malpighiales; Salicaceae
Source: the annotation of a GenBank genome assembly
AUGGAAGCUUCGAUUCUACACCCUGACUCUCUCCUUCUCACGCGCCUACGGGCCACCUCCACAGCAUCUGCUGCUUCCCUCAGUCACCAGAUGCCGUGCCUUCUCUUUUCUUCUCCUGGACCGAAAAUUGUAUUGUCAUCAUCCAUUUCUUGGCCUCGCAGGUCGUCUUCCUUUAUAGCAGCUACAAGCAGUGGCACCUUGAUGGCUAACUCUCCAAAAAGUGGGGUAUAUACAGUUGGUGAUUUUAUGACAACGAAAGAGGAUUUGCAGGUGGUAAAACCAACAACAACUGUCGAUGAAGCACUGGAGACUCUUGUUGAACAUAGAAUUACUGGUUUUCCUGUGAUCGAUGAUGACUGGAAACUGGUUGGUCUUGUGUCAGAUUAUGACUUGUUAGCAUUGGACUCCAUAUCAGGUGGUGGAAGAACUGAAACUAACAUGUUCCCUGAAGUUGACAGCACUUGGAAAACUUUUAAUGAGGUGCAAAAGUUGCUCAGUAAAACCAAUGGAAAGCUCGUUGGUGACUUGAUGACACCAGCACCAGUCGUCGUUCGGGAAACUACCAAUCUUGAGGAUGCUGCAAGAUUAUUACUUGAGACAAAAUAUCGCAGACUUCCAGUUGUAGAUGCUGACGGCAAGCUGGUUGGAAUUAUCACAAGAGGAAAUGUUGAACAGACAUCUAGUCUAGGAAUAGGAGGCAGAACAUUUGGAUGUGAUGAGGAAACAGACGAAGACAGCAAACCCAUAAACUUGAAGAUUUGGAAUCUUUCGCCAUCUUUUGCGGUCAUUGCUGAACAUCUGUCAUUUCAAGCUCAUUCCAAUGCAUGUCUGUUGCUUUUUCGGGAUAUCAUUCAUGGCAGGGAUGAUUCCCUUACCACGGCCAAGGAACUAAAUGCACUUGUCGACAAACAUGAGAUAGUUACAAUUAUUUGUCCUUCAGAAUUUGCAUCAUGUAGAAAUUGUUUUGGAGAGUACAAAGCUAUUAUUGAUGUAAGAAUCAGUAACAUUUAUCCGCUAAUGGUGGCCUAA